Messenger RNA from Linum trigynum, 1377 nucleotides. Lineage: Eukaryota; Viridiplantae; Streptophyta; Magnoliopsida; Malpighiales; Linaceae. The record is from the annotation of a GenBank genome assembly.
AUGUGCACCAUAUCCCCAUCCAUGGAGGCCCUGGUUCGCUCUUCCUUCACUUCGUUUGGUUCAGCCCUCAAACCCUCUCCCCCUCGCUAUAAACCACCAACAUUUUUGGCGCAAAGAUCAUACCUUUCUUCCUCAAAUCCCUCCAUUUUGAACGCUUUAUCAGCGCCAUCUCGCUUCCUUCAAUCCGUUAUCCAAGCUGCACCAGAGGGUCCAACAGUGGAAGUUGGCACAGAGACGAGAGAAUGGGCAAUUCAAGACUUUUACAGCUUAAGAAAAGAAGUGGAAGCUGCCUCCGAGCGGGCUGAAGACAUUAGAGCCUCUGCUGGGCUGCAGCAGUUGGAAAAAGAGCUCGCUGAUUUGGAGUCAAAAGCAACCGAUAGCUCCUUUUGGGAUGAUCGAGCGGAAGCUCAGAAAACCCUUUUGGCUUUAACUGAUGUCAAGGAUAAUAUCAAGUCGCUCACUGACUUUAAAACCAUGGUUGAAGAUGCAGAAACUAUAAUUAAGCUGACAGAAGAGAUGGUCUCAAUAGAUUCUUCACUCCUUGAAGAAGCUACCUCUAUCGUUAAAGAGUUAAAUAAGGCAUUGGAUAGGUAUGAGGUGACUCAACUGCUUUCUGGUCCGUAUGAUAAAGAAGGUGCUGUUAUAUCUAUCACAGCUGGUGCUGGAGGCACUGAUGCGCAGGACUGGGCUGACAUGCUUCUUAGGAUGUAUGUAAGAUGGGGAGAAAUUCAAGGAUACAAAACAAAGGUGGUUGAAAAAUCACCUGGAGAGGAAGCUGGCAUUAAAUCUGCCACGGUUGAAGUUGAAGGCCGCUAUGCUUAUGGUUAUCUCUCUGGGGAGAAAGGAACACACAGGAUAGUGCGACAGUCUCCUUUCAACUCUAAAGGUCUUCGCCAGACAAGCUUUGCAGGCGUGGAAGUGAUGCCUCUUCUUCCUGAGGAAUCACUCGAUGUUGAAAUACCUGAAGAGGACCUGGAAAUAAGCUUUACAAGAGCCGGUGGAAAAGGUGGGCAGAAUGUAAAUAAAGUUGAAACUGCUGUCAGGAUUACCCAUAUCCCCACUGGUGUCUCUGUUAAAUGUACAGAGGAGAGAUCCCAGCUAACAAACAAGAUCAAAGCGCUUAGUCGGUUGAAAGCGAAACUGCUGGUGAUUGCAGAGGAGCAAAGAGCCUCUGAGAUCAAGCAAAUAAGGGGAGAUGCUGUGAAGGCCGAGUGGGGACAGCAGAUAAGAAACUAUGUCUUCCAUCCCUAUAAGCUUGUCAAAGACGUGCGCACAGCGUUUGAGACCUCAGAUAUCACUUCUGUGAUGGAUGGUGAAUUGGACUCCUUCAUCAAAGCAUACCUCAAGCACAAAUAUGCUCUAUCGAUGUCUAGCUAA